GGUUUGUUAUCGUAUAAUAAAGAAAUAUUUUUUCAUGUGGGAAAAUAUUUUUUUAUAACUUUUUUUACAUAGUGUUAUAUUUCUUCGAUUACCGUAUACAACUUAUAUAACUUAAAAUGGUCGAAUAAUAAUAAUCUUAAUUAAUGAAAUUAAUUAUUUCAUUUACUCAAUAAAAAUAGUGCGCUGUAGAUCAAGCCAGAUAAUGCAACGAUUAAAUCAAUGUUGUUGGGAAAUAGGGAAACAAGGAAUAGGAAAAAGUUUUGUUGCUAAAUUAAUCGUAGUCGAUGUUCAGAUCAUAGACGGCGAUAACAUAUAGACAAAUUUUUAACUCAGGAAAACAUCAGUAUAUAAUAAUAAUAAUAAGUUAAAUUUUAUGUACUUUAAAAAUAACUAAUUAAAAUUAAAAAUUAACUUUUAAAAUAAAAUAAGUUAAAAGUUAUUAACUUUUUAAUUUUAUUAGAUUAACUUCUAACUUGUUAAUUACUAUCCAACCCCCUGAUUAAGCAUUGCGCUUUUGAAUUUCGAAAUCGUUCGAGACUCUAUUUACUUCAGUCGCAUUUCGAAAUUGCGCUGGUUGCGCUUGUAUCAUGUAUUUUCUGGUAGAUACAAAGAGAAAUUUAUGAAAUUUAUUGUACGCAAUCAUGGCUAACAUUAGAACCGAAAAACGGAUCGAGACUACUAUGUAUUGUGUAAAUAUUAUCUAAUAUUAAACAUUAUUCGAGUUUAAGAUUCUGUCAACCUCGGAAUUAAUUGAAUUUAGGGUUAAAAAAUAAAAAACUGCUUGCAAAAACGAUUUUAUUUAAUAGCACGAGGAACAAAUGUCCCAUUAAGGUUUUCACCUAUUUAUUUGUUUCAUGUCAUUACUCAAACACCUAUUAUAUGUCCAACAACUUCAGCCAUGGAGUGCAGUCGGUAAGGAGCAGGUUGUUGAUCCUCCGGUUUCAACCAGAGUCGGAACCUCAAGAUCUUCUACUUUAAGAUACAAGGUCGUAGAACCGAUUCCCUUGUAAGCAAUUUGCUGUAUUUCCAAUAUUCAAAAGUACAAGUACCAAUUAAAAAAUCUCAAGCUAUAUUUUAAUUAUAUAUGUGUGUUCUGUAUGUGUGUGUGUGUGUGUAUUCUCUGCAGUUUUAAGACAUUUUUUUUGUUUGAAUUAAAUCUUUACUUAGGCCUAUGCAGCCUAUAACAAAUAUGCUGAUGGAUGCUUGUCGCACGUCAUAUGGAUUGACAACGGUACCGUUGAAGUUCCCAAAUUUGGUGACCGGUUUUGAUCGCAAUCCCUCGCACGCGGCGCGUGCCGCGCUUUACAUGCGGUAUACUCGAGGUGAUUGGACACAGAAUCAAGUCGAGCUUUACAAUGAAGCAAGUGCAAGUAGAAACUAUUCCGAAAAUUUGCGGAAGAAAACUACAUGUUUAAUACGAGAAAUCGAUGAAAAGGUACAGAAAGGGCAAAGGGAAAGUGAUCGAAAACUCGGGGAGAGAAUCAUUUUCUGGAGGAAUAAAGUAGCAUUGGAAUUAGAGAAAUUAAUCGUAGAAAACGAUAAAAUGCAAAAAUGUCGGCAUAAUUUGCAAACUAUAAUCCAAAAUCUUGAGGUGCAGUUACAUAUCGCGCAAGAAUGUCUAUAUCAUCGCGAGUUGAGGAAAGGUAUUGAUUUGGUUCAUGAUGAAGUCGAAAAAGCUCUGCUAGAAGAAAUCGAAACGGUGAGAAAUUGUGAAAAGAAAUUAAAUCAAUUCACGGAUAAAUGUACCAAUCAGUUAACAAACGGCAGAGCCGCACAACAUCAACUGCAAAUUGAUAUACAAAACGAAGAAAGAACCUUAGGAUUCGACAGGGUUUGUCAUCAGAUGAACAAUUUUAGUCGAGGUCUGCAAGACUAUGGUAGUACAGAAACAUAUCCCUGUACUACUGGGACUGAAUCUUGGAUGGAAGUGUCAAACAGUAUAAUGAAAAAAUCGCAGACAGAGCAAGCAAAAUCGUGCAAACUGCGAAGUGACACGGACAGCGUUAUAAAUGCAGUAAGCUAUGAGACAUUCAAGGCUUGGGUUGAAACCAAUAAAGCGUUGGACAAACGAGUUGCCGAGAUGUUAGAAGCAAAGAAAAAAUUACAAAUGCAUUUACAAAAGAUUCAAGAAGAGAUCAUCGAUGUCGAGAGGAGUAUAGCAUUAAUACAAAAGAUCAUCACUGAUAAAAGUCCAGCAUUGAAAAUUGCGCAACUUGAGACCCAGACGCAUCCGAAAAGUGAAUUGUGCAAGGAUCAAUCUCAACUCAGGAUAACUAAAGAGGUAGAGGAUAUUAAUAAAUUAAUGUAUGAUAUAAAUAUGAAAAUGCAACAGUUUGAGGCACAACAUCAGCAACUCUUACGCACGAGAUCUAAUUUGGAAAGCGAUUUGAAGUCCAAGACAGAUGCAUUGUUCAUCGAUAGAGAUAAGUGUAUGGGACUCAGAAGAAGCUGUCCGAUUUCGUCGACUGUGAAAUACUGAGGUUAGAUCGCAGAUGCAUAUAAAAUCUUUACAAACUUUAUAAAAUGCAAACGUAUUAAAAAAAUACUAAAAAGUUUGAGUCGCGAAAGGCAACCAAGCAACAUGUCAAGUCAAUAGAACUAGAAGUAUCAUUGAAAUAUAGCACACAAGAUUAUUUUUAUUAACAACAGCUACAAACAGCUACAUCUUUUUCUGUGGUAAAUAGUACUGUUUAUUUGUCCGUAAAAAGAUUUUAUGUUACAACCAACUUAAAGCUAUUUCAUUUAAUUUUUGCAACUGUACAGUUCUAUAUAAUAAAACAGGACUUAAGUAUUUCAUUGUGAAUGUGAAUCACGCGUGCUUUUAGGAACAUUCACAAGUGAUAUACUGUAACGAUGCAUUUUUUUUCUUUCUCCGAUUAAAGAAGCUAUAUACAAGCUACACGUACUUAAAUAUUAUAGUACAUAUACUACAUGUAUUUAUAGUUAUAUGUACUUAACAUGUCCGAUAAUGAAUUUGAAAAAUAUAUAUCCGACAUAUGUCAAUGAGACCUUUUAUAAAA
Monomorium pharaonis (pharaoh ant) is the source of this 3020-nucleotide messenger RNA. RefSeq names its product tektin-3. The record is from RefSeq and is a predicted model, not a curated record. Gene Ontology annotation, biological process: cilium movement involved in cell motility; cilium assembly. NCBI's taxonomy places the organism in Eukaryota, Metazoa, Arthropoda, Insecta, Hymenoptera, Formicidae. The transcript is spliced from 7 exons. Gene Ontology annotation, cellular component: microtubule cytoskeleton; nucleus. The coding region runs from base 1172 to 2479 and encodes 435 amino acids.